Fonticula alba is the source of this 1439-nucleotide messenger RNA. RefSeq lists its product as hypothetical. The transcript is spliced from 3 exons. NCBI's taxonomy places the organism in Eukaryota, Rotosphaerida, Fonticulaceae. Gene Ontology annotation, biological process: nucleotide catabolic process; pyrimidine nucleobase metabolic process. The record is from RefSeq and is a predicted model, not a curated record. Gene Ontology annotation, molecular function: nucleotidase activity. The coding region runs from base 26 to 1384 and encodes 452 amino acids.
CGCCCCCCCCCCCACUAAAGCUCCAAUGACUGCCGAGUCCGCUGUUCAGCUUGCCACUCGCGGCCUGCAGCACGCGGUCCCCGACCGGAAUGUUCUGUUCCUGGACCUGGACAACAACAUGUACCCCCCCUCGACCGGUAUCGACGUUCAGAUGCUGGAGCGCAUCCAGGCCUUCUUGGCCUGGAAGCUCGAGCUCGACCCCCGGUCCGCACUGGACCUCGGCCGGUACUAUUACCGCACGUACGGCCUGACCGUUCGCGGCCUGGUGCUCAACCACAGCGACCGAAUCAGCGCCCAGGAGUUCGACAAGCACAUCGACGGGAGCCUGGACAUCUCGAUGCUGCGCGAGGACCCGGCCCUGCGGGCCAUCAUCACGGCCGCCCGCGAUGCCGGCACCGAGGUCCUCAUCUUCACCAAUGCCGGGAUCACUCACGCCCGGCGGGUGCUCAAGGUCCUGGGUCUGGCGGACUUCUUUGUGCCAGCCGCUUGCCAGGGCCCGACCGGGUGUUCUCGCGACCCGGGGACUUGUGCCCCGGCGCCGGCCGUCCCCAAGUCCGACCCGCUCUACAGCCGGCCGCCCAACUCCCGCUGCGGCCGCGUCAUCUACUGCGACUACUCGGCUCCGAACUUCCCGUGCAAGCCCGAGUUUGACUCGUACCUGGCCGCCCGCUGCCAUGCGUCGGCCGUCCUCCUUGGCGGCGCUGAUGGGACCGCCCUCAACAUGGCCUCGGUCUUCGAUCUGCCGCCUGUGCCGGCCGCGCGCAGCUUCUUCGUCGACGAUUCCGACCUCAACAUUCGCAUGGCCCGCGCUCUCGGCUGGCACGCCCUUCAGCUGGAUCCCAACUCGCCCCACGGAGCGGAGGUGUGCCCGGAGAUCCUGUCGGCCGCUACGGCCGCCGUCAAGGCCGCCGUUGCCGAUACCGCGGCCGCUGCCGCGGCUGCCGCCACCGGCGUCGACGGAACCAUGAUGAACCCCGACUGCGCGGACAAUGCGCGUGCCAUGGUCGAGGCCGCCGAGGCCACCGGCCUCAAGGCGGCCACCGAGGCCGCCGCCAACCCCACGGCGACCCCGGCCCCCGACGCCCCGACCCCCAGUGGCCCCUACUACCCGCCGAUUCCCUACCUGGCGCUCUUUGUCAACCGGUUUGCCGUGCUCUUUGGCGGCCCGGCCGGCGUCCAGCGCACCUUCGACGCCAUUGCCGCCGAGGAGCAGGCCUUCGCCAGCCCGACCAUGAUCCGGUCCCGGCCGUCCGGCAUCGAGGGGCUCCCUCCGCCCCCGACCAGCCGGCCGGUCACCUCGGCCGCUGCCGAGCUGGAUGCGGCCGAGGCCCAUGCCGACAGUGGCGCCGCUGGUGCCAUCAUCACCGAGGCCGGCAAGGAGUAGUGCAUGGUCGAUGCCCCUCCCCCCGCCUGGGCUCGCAUUUCCCCCUUCGCCCCCC